Dunckerocampus dactyliophorus (ringed pipefish) is the source of this 2432-nucleotide messenger RNA. Its product is annotated as zinc finger protein 37-like. Gene Ontology annotation, molecular function: DNA-binding transcription factor activity, RNA polymerase II-specific; RNA polymerase II cis-regulatory region sequence-specific DNA binding. Gene Ontology annotation, biological process: regulation of transcription by RNA polymerase II. Lineage: Eukaryota; Metazoa; Chordata; Actinopteri; Syngnathiformes; Syngnathidae. The record is from RefSeq and is a predicted model, not a curated record. The transcript has 2 exons. Gene Ontology annotation, cellular component: nucleus. Bases 99 to 1052 code for a protein of 317 amino acids.
GGUAAAACGCUCCUUUGCUGCGGGUGCUUGCUAGCUGCUAACAAAGUGAUCAACACAUCGCUAAGCUGCGCUCAAGUGAGUGUUGUGAUUGUUUGAAAAUGUGUAAAGUACAAAUGUUGAGAACGUUGGUGAAUCGGCGACUAACUGCGGCAGUUGAAGAAAUAUUUGUAGUGUUGGAAAGAACGAUAGCAAAGUACGAGGAGGAACUUUCUCGAACAAAAGAGGAGAACGAGCGGCAGCGUCAAAUACUGGACGCUAUUUUCAAGAAGCCUGGAAUUGUGUUAUACAGAAAAGCAGUCAGUGCAGAACAUCUUGCACCUGAUCAGGAGAAGCCACAGCCCCCCCACGUUAAAGAGGAAGAGAAUGAUCACAGCAUCAGUCAGGAGAAAGAGCAUCUUGAAGGACUGGAGGAGUUUCCAGGGAUUGGUGUCCCUGUGAAGACUGAAGAUGAUGAAGACAAAGGUGAAAGUGAGGAGAAGAGAGGGGGGGAGCCUCCAAGCAGCCGCUCGACUCAACACAUGACAACAGAAGCUGAUGGAGACCACUGUGGAGGAUCACAAGCAGACAACCGAUUAGCUCCACUAUCAGAUAAUGACAACACAACGUCACUCUCUCCUGACACUGAUGAUGUAGGUGCUAAAGCUGAUAUGACAUGUCACACUGACAACACACACUUUAAAUGCUCUCACUGUAACAAAGUGUUUAAAUACCGUGAUAAUAUGAAAACACACAUGAGAUUACACACAAGAGAGAAACGAUUCAUGUGCUUAUUUUGUAAUGCAAGAUUCUUUCGGAAGGAUCAAUUGACAGCACACACAACAACACACACUGGUGAGAAACCUUUUACUUGUUCAGUGUGUGGUAAGGGUUUUGGACAUAAUCAAUAUUUGAAAAAACACAUGAGAAUACACACUGGUGAGAAACCUUUUACUUGUUCAGUGUGUGGUAAGGCUUUUAGAUAUAAUCAAUAUUUGAAAAAACACAUGAGAACACACACUGGUGAGAAAGUGUUGAGUUGCGGUGUGUGCGCUAAAGGAUUCUCUUCUAAGUGAUUGUUAAGCACCAGCUUGGUGAGAACAGCAGCAGUAAAUGAAGUAGCAGGAUGUGAAAAAAGCUGUCAAGACUUGGGUAAUUUGGACUUUCUAGAAAGAAGAAACCUUUUACAUGUUCAGGGUCUGAUUUUGGUUUUGCACAAAAUCGAUAUUUGAAAAUACACAAAGAAGAAAACCAUUUUACCUUUAUCUGUUCAGUGUGUGGUUAAGGUUUUGCACAAAAUUGCCCCCCACAUGUUUAUAUCUAACGGGCCCCCGUCAGCUCUUUGCCUCACUGACUCUUGAGUGCCCGUAUGUUUGACCAUACCCGCGCCCAAUAAUACGGUGCGCCUUAUAUGUGUGUUAAAUGCAGAAAUGGCACCCAUAAUUGAGACUGUUCCUUUUAAUACUGUGCACCUCAGUAAUUCAGUAAUCUUUGUAAGUUUUCUUCUUGUAAUAUUAUGACUUUAUUCCCAUAAUAUUAUAACUGUCCCCCCCCCAUAUCAUUUUCGAAAAUAUUACUAUUUUGUUUAGUUUCUCAUCUUACAGCUUUAAAAAACCAUUUAAUAUUUAAACUCUAUGCUACUAAAAUGACAAUAUUACGAGUUUAUUCUCAUAAAAAUUGCGACUUUUUUACUUGUUAGAAUAUGACUUUUUACUCCUAAUAUUUGGACUUCAUUCCCGUAAAAUUACAGCUGUUUUCCCCAUUUCUACUGUUGCCCCCCACAGCCCACCUCUAGUCUUUUAAAUUUUCUUCUUGUAAUAUUAAGAGUUUCUUGCCAUAUUUGAUAUUAUUUUGAUAUUAUUCCCAUCAUAUUAGAAACUUGUGUUUCUCACAAUUUGAAAAGUGUUUUUCUUUUAAUAUUUCAAAUAGAAUAGAAUACAACUUUAUUGUCUGUUGUAUAUAACAGAAAUUUGUCUUCCAACACGGCUUAUAAAAAUUCAUUCACAAUGAAGUACAAUAUAAAACACACAACAAAAACAAAAGUCACAAACAAAAACAAAAAAAAUACUACUAUACAAGAACAACAGUGCUACCGGGCGCUGUUUAACAUAGUUACUGCAACUGCAAUAAAGGAUUUCUUGUAGGUGUUUUUGCGGGCCAGUGGGGUUCUGUAUCGUCUGCCUGACGGCAGCAGAGAAGGACUGGUGCAAGGGGUGUGUGGCAUCCUCAGUGAUGAGAGUGGCUUUUCUCAGCACUGAUCGCCUAUGCAAUUCACAGAGGGGAGUCUGAGGUGUUUGAGUGAUUUUACGGGCCUGGUUUAUGAUUCUUGAGAGUUUUGUUUUAUGUUUGAGUGUGAGAAAAUUGUACCAGGAAGAGAUAUUAUAUGUGAAGAUGGAUUCUAUAAGUGAAGUGUACACAAGAGUUAAAAUGUCUUUGCUAACAUUAAAAGAUCUGUU